Messenger RNA from Linum trigynum, 13674 nucleotides. NCBI's taxonomy places the organism in Eukaryota, Viridiplantae, Streptophyta, Magnoliopsida, Malpighiales, Linaceae. The record is from the annotation of a GenBank genome assembly.
CUCAGGUGAGCUUUCUUGCAUUUUCUCCUUUGUUUCUGUGGAGCGCUCUGCUUUUAACUGUGAAUUGUUCCCGCAGAUUCGAUGCAUCCUUCAUCUUCAAAAGUCCCUUCAGUAAGUUACUCUCAAUCUGUUAGCACCAUUUCAUUUGAAGGUUCUCCCUCCGUUUCACUUGGAUCUAAUCAGUUUUUUUGUUGUCGAAGAUUCAUUCGGUGGAGGAACUUCUGGGUUGGGAUGCGCUUUCUCAAUCUUCCAGAUUUGCUAUGAGCAGAGUCAAGGGAGUGGUAUGAACAAACGUGAGCUCUCGAUUUUACCUUUUUGGUAUUUUGGGUUUUAUAUCUCCAUUGAACGACAUUAUCGAGCUAUUGAAGCUUCUUUGUAGGUUUUCUCUCUUGCUCUCUACUCCCAAGUUUUCCUUUGGGUUUUACGAUCCUGUCGUUUCGAGUAGGAAACUCGAAUUCGGUGAGCGCCUAUUAGCCUAAUCUAUGUGAGUAUCAUUUUCUACAAUAGAUUUGAUGUACUUUGAUUUGUGUCGUGUACUUUGAUUUGUGUUCAUGUUUCGAUUUGUGACGUGUACUUUGAUUUAUCAUUGGAUGUUUUUGGAGAGAGCUACAUUUUACCCAUGUUGUAUUUGUCUAUCAUUGCGUACAAGAUUGGGAUCUCUUGCCUUCUUUAUGACCUUUUCAUUUACUUUUUACUCAAUUCGCUUUAUAAAUGAAGAUAUCAAUGAACUUCUAUGAAAUGGUUUCCCGCUUUUGGCUUUUAGUUCCCCAAUACAACUGUUGCGUGCAUGCUACUCAAAUUCAGCUAAUUAUUAUCUGCCAAUCCGAUUGUUAUUCCUGUUAUUUGCGAGCUAAGUAUUGAUAUUUCGAUUGGCCUCUAAGAACUGUUUGAUUGGAACUUCUUCAUUGAAGAUUGAGCGGUGUCGUUACAAGCAUGUUAAUUAGUUAAGAAACUAUAGACAUGUAAACUUUUUGUAUCAUUUCAUGUUAAGUUAUUACUUGGUGAAGCUUCAACUCUCUUAUGCUUAAUGUUGUUGCAAGGUAGGAGAAUUAAAUGAGCUGAAGUUCAAGAGUUGAUUGUAGAGACUCAAUCAAAUGUGUUUAUGUACAACUAAAUCCUUUUAUAUUUCCCUCGGAUGUAUAAUCAUACAUGCAAGAUCAAUGAAAUAUGAUCUGUAUUUUCACUAUCCAUGUACAUGAACUUUCAAAUGCUCUAUGCAAGAUCAACAAUAAUUCAGAAAUGGAACAGACUUCGCAGCGAAGUGCGGGUUGAAUACUAGUUUUUAUUAACGUUGUUGCUGGUAGGGGAGUGCAACCGUCUAGUGGAAAUGGUAUCAUGACAGUCUCGUUCGAAUGGUAUCAUGACGGUCUUGUCACGGUUUUCUUUAUUUUUUAUUUUUUGAUAACCGGAAAUGAUUUUGCAUUAUAUUUGAUCUUGCCCGAUUAUCUUCAAUUGUUGAGCGCAUGGGUCCAAAAUUCCAUAUCAGUCUUGUGCGGACCCAAACGUUGCUGGACCGUUAGUGAGGGGUGGCAUAGUUAGUAAAUUAUGUUAGGGAAAAGUUACUUAUAAAAUACAUAUGAGUAUUUUAUUUUGUCUUUAAAUUAAUGAUACGUUUUAUUAAACGUUAAAGUAAUAAAAUAUAGUUAUAUUGAAAAUAAAUAAAUUUAUAAAUAAUUUUCAAAUAAUAUAUUUAAUUCAUUAAGCAUAUUAUACAAUUUUUGUACGUGUUUAGUUCGAGAGCCAUCAAAUGACAGAGAAAAUAAAAUGACUUGGCAAUAAUACGAAAAUUAAAAUUUUAACUGCAUCAAUACGUACACUAUUAAUUAAUAAUUAUUAAAUGGAGUAUUCAAGAUGGGAGGAGAAAGUCGCUACAAGUUUCAUUAUUGUGUUAAAAAAAAAAAUUUCAUUGUUGGUGGAUUGGGCCUGGAGUUGAAUAAAUCGAGCCUGAUGAAUGUGGAUCACGGGGUUUUGCUUGUAUCUUAGAUCUUGCUAACAUUAUUUGCCCCACCGUUAUGAAUAUGGGUGACAAUGGGUUGGGUUGGAGGCGGAUAGUACAUAUCUGUUACUCUACAGUCUACCCAAAGUAGUUCGGGUUUUACUCAUACCCAAUGUGAAACGGGUAAAAAAUCAAGACCAUGCCCAUACCCGUUCGGGUUUCGGGUAUCCACGGUUAUCCAUGGGUAAUAAUUUCUCUUCAUAACUCUAAUCAAUAUGUUAACAUUCACGCAUAUUCUCAUAUUACGUAAGAGGAAAAAUACGACAAUAAUCCACUAGAAUUAAGAAAAUUAUGAAGUCAUGAGAAUCUUGUUGAAUCCUUGUCGUACUUUCGCACAAAGAUCCGUGGUAACCUUUGUAAGUGAUGGUUGCAUGUCUGCCUGUCUGUUACUUCUCCAUGGGAAUCAAAAGGGGUCCUAUAAGGGAACAUAUCCAAGCUAUUGGUUGCCGUAUGCCUUUCAUAAGAAUUUUGGUUGUGGAUCAUAAAGUCCUCGAAUGAAUCUUUGACUGACAUGGGUUGUCUUUUCUGAAAAUUUUGGUUUUGUCAAUUCUAUUGGUUUAAAAAGCAAAAGGUUUUACAAGGAAAUUUUGUUCCUAACUGCUGCCUCAUGUAAGAAGAGUUGCCAUGCAAGCUCUGUUAGAUUCGCUUUUGCAUGUCUAAAAGUUCUGCUUCUGGAAAUUAUAUAAGCCAAACAUGCGAGUUCUUAAAAGUGAGUUUGCUUACCCUUCUACAGCCUUGUGUCAGUGGUGUAAAUCCUCGAAGAGAAAACUGGUUGUUUGUUCUUAGAAUAUAGCUCACUGACACGCUGAAACACAACACCUAACAAUGGGCAAGUGUAACCAAUGAAAGGGACUGCAGUAUAGUGGCACAAGUAAUAAAUAUCGAAUCCACGGGUCUCUAGAGUUACUAUUACUCAGCUUCAGUUCAUUAUCUAGCAAACUAGAUUAAGGAUUGAUUUAUAAACUACUCUACUAACUACUCUACUAAUUACAAGUUGGGAACUCACUUAGGUAUGAUUCCCCCUAGCUCCUCAAUUAGGUCCAAGUUGCAAUUACUUUUGGUUGGUCUACUGUUGAUUAAACUGCGGAAGAUCCUAAAUUAUCUUGGAAUCUCUUAAACUGACCAAGCCCUCUUAGACAAAAUACCCGGCAGGCGACUAGCCUUCACCGGGAUAGACUGUUAAGGCGAUUCACACAGAUCUCCACUACUGGAAUGAAUUCCAGUACAAAGCAGUGAAUUGGUUGACUCUCGCACAACCAAUUCACCACUUUGUACUGGAAUUCAUUCCAGUAGUGGAGAUCUGUGUGAAUCGCCUUAGCAGUCUAUCCCAGUGAAGGCUAGUCGCCUGCCGGGUAUUCUGUCUAAGAGGGCUUGGUGAACUUAAGAGAUUCCAAGCUAAUUUAGGAUCUUCCGCAGUUUAAUCAACAGUAGACCAACCAAAAGUAAUUGCAACUUGGACCUAAUUGAGGAGCUAGGGGGAAUCAUACCUAAGUGAGUUCCCAACUUGUAAUUAGUAGAGUAGUUUAUAAAUCAAUCCUUAAUCUAGUUUGCUAGAUAAUGAACUGAAGCUGAGUAAUAGUAACUCUAGAGACCCGUGGAUUCGAUAUUUAUUACUUGUGCCACUAUACUGCAGUUCCUUUCAUUGGUUACACUUGGCCAUUGUUAGGUGUUGUUUUUUAGCGUGUCAAGUUUUUGGCGCCGUUGCCGGGGACAUUCUAGAUUAUUAGGAAAGGCAAAAGUUUGUUACUUUAGCGUUUUUCUUUUGUUUUCCGCCCUUGCUUUUCACUUGGGUGUUUUUUGUUUUUGUUGGUGCAGAUCUGAAUCAUGGACCCUCAUGGCUUCUCCAACUAUUGGGGGUAUCCACCACCAUCCGAGUGGUAUUACCCCGAGACUCCCUGGAGUAACCAAGGAGGAGAAGACUAUGGAGUCGGGUUUCAGUACCAACUCCCUACUACGAAGAACAAUCAGACCCCUGGGUAUUUCAAGAACAAUCUCCUUAUCAAGAAGAAUUCCUCCCACAACAAGAAGGACCAUCAGAUCUUGGGUUUGCCACAGCCUUCACGGGCGAUCCGGCAGAGCCAUGCUACACUCCACAGCCGGAUCCAAACUAUCACUUGAGGCUUCUCGUGGAGCGGAUUGCUCGAGUACCUGAGAGAUCCUUUCCCGAGAUGGAUCCUCAUAUCCAGGCCAUUGCCCAAACUGACUUCUCAUUUCCCCGUGAAACAGAGGAUACCCUUCGGAGCAUAAAGGAGCACAUAAGUCAUUGAGAAAGCCUGUUCACAGUUUUCUCAAGACAACCUUUAUGCUGCCAUACAAGUAGAGGUGGAGGAAGAAGAAGGCAAUCAUGAGGAUGUUGAGGAGCAUACAGAAGUUGUCAAGGAAAGCUCCCAUGAUAAUCAUGAUCAAGUGUAUCCUCUGGUGGUAGAUCACAACUUUCCCCAUUUCCGCUCUGACAUGCUGGGCCCGAGCGAGGAGAUGCAAGUUGAACUUAUUGAGAACCUUGCAUGGCGACUUGCUCUCCAAUCAGUUAUGGAAGAAGAAGAGAGAGAAAGGGUGAGGAAAGAAGUUGUGAAGGAUGAGGAAGAAAGCAAAGAAGAGGUAGUUCUUGAUCUUUUCCAAGGAGAGAGACCACAUUUUGAAGAAGGAAGGGGGUUGAAGAAGCGAGUGGUGUCCAGGCUGAGGAUGAAGUUGAGGUGGAAGAGGCUUGCAUCAGCCCUAUAAUACAAGUAAUAUCCCCACCAAACUUCGAGGAACUGCUUAGCAAGGACCCAUUUGCAGUGUCUCUUUGCCAGACCAAGGCCACAUCGACAUCAGUCCCUCUUGGUGGACGCGAUGGUGGCCAAUCGAUGCUGUCAUAUCUGGUUGGGGCAAUGGGACGAGAGAAGAGAAGAAGAGGUCUCGAGGAUGGAGACUUCAUCUGCAUCAAGUGCACGAGCUUCCAUCACCAGUCAUACCACAUGCUCGUGACUUGCGACUCCACCUCAUUGACGAGAACCUCAACUUCAAGGAGGUUCUAGCAUGGACCGAAACUUAGGAGCCAUCGUCCGGCUAAUGACGUGAAAGAAGCGCUUGUUGGGAGGCAACCCAACCAGUCGGUUUGCAUUUCUUUCUCUAUUUCUCCUCGGUUGAGUCAGUUUUGUUAUUUGAUUUUAGAGUCAAUAACUCAACCUUUGUGAGAUUUUGUGUGGUGUUUGUGUUCUGAUUACUCUCUCUUUCUAGAAUGCACCGCCUGACCCGUCCAUCAUCAUUCACCCUUGAUCUGGUAACUUCAUUCUACCCUCCUUAUCUUUCCUCCAUUGAGGACAAUGUCGUGCUUAAGUGUGGGGAGGUGUUUGAUUAUGUAUGCGGGUGAAUGUUUGGCUGUUUGUGUGCUUGGAGCCUAGUCCAUUGUCCAAAUUUGAGAUUUGAGGGCUCCAAGUACUGCUAUUUGCUUGAUCAUAUUGGCACUGUGGUUUUAAUUGGUGAAUUGAAUGGCUUUCGACUUAAUGCAUGAAAACUGAGGUGUGACUAGGACAACCUAUAAUGAUGACUGAGACGUGCAAUAGAGUUGUGUAGGGGUUUGGUUUUUCAACUGUAUGCUUACCAACUGUGACUUGGAUUGAUCACUUGUUCUUGACAGUCGGUUAUGCAUCUAGUUCAGGGAAUCAGAAUGAGAGAUAGAGCAUAUAGGUAGCCAUGUGAGAUUUGAGCCUGCUCGUUUCUUUCUUGUGCGAUAGUUCCCUCUUCCAUAAUGUGUAGCAUUCACGUUGUCAUUAGCUAAGAUGAUGGAGGCAAAGGAUUAGCCCACGACCAAAUUGACUGUCCUGAUGUAUCAUAUCCUCUAGUCAGCCCCUUUAAGCCGUGUGUUAUCCUUUCUUUCUAUCUACAAUGAAAAAUCACCCUUUUGCAUCUUUUAGAAGGUUCCACAGAGUGGUUUUUUACAUGUUCUCUGCUGAUCUGCUAAAUAUAAUGUGAGGGUUGGAGGUAGUGCUUAAAAGUUGGGCAUAUGUUUGAAAUAUGUGCAGAGUUGGUGGUUCUCUUAAGGAAUGAAAAAAAGAAUGAAAGAAAAAAAUGAAAGCAAAAGAGAACCACUACCAAAAAUCUGAAUAGUGCCAAUUAAGUAGUGUUUCUUAGCAGUCUGGCUUGGAAAUGCUGACAUUUAUAUAACCUCCUUCGCUCGUGUGCUCGUAAGAAUUUGAGUAAUGCAGAAUGGCAGAAAGAAAGUAAGUGGUUUGAUUGACUGUGAUUGUGUUGGGUUUGGAAUUGUGGAACCUUGUGCUACGAAUACUUCCACCACCAAAAAGGCCUUUUCCCCAUGUCCAAGACCCUAGCCAGUCAUCUGAACCUGUGUCUAAGACCUCCGGAUUAGUUAGUGGUGACACCUCAUAUGUGAACUCUAGCAUUUAGAGGUUGCCGUCAUGGUGAAGAGAUGUUAGGGAUUGAGAGAAUAAGCAUGCGCAUUUUCUCAUAUUGUCCUGACCCCACUGGUCGAGAGUGAGCGAUUCAUUUUCUCAUAUUCUCUAUACUCUUGUACCCCGGUGAGGACCUAGAUUGCUCGGUCUCUAUUCUGAUAUCUUGAGUUUUGUGCAUGAGGUGACCCGUGACUGUCUUGAGUAAGUGGUUGAGUCAAGUCUAUGUUGAUUGAUGAACAGAAGGGAGACUCCUCCUUUAAUCGAUUUUGAUGCACUUGAAUGUCCUCUGUGGUGGUUGUCCAGGUUGCGGUUGAAGUUGUUCAUGUGUUGAUGUUUGAAAAUCGGUGUGACUCCCAUGUUUUGUGCCUAUAUGAUUUGUCCCCAAUGUUGGUAUGAUUGAAAUUGUGAGCUUACCUUGUGUCUGACUUGGUUUGCUUGGGGACAAGCAAAUGGUUAAGUGUGGGGGAGUCCCCGGCAACGGCGCCAAAACCUUGACACGCUAAAACACAACACCUAACAAUGGCCAAGUGUAACCAAUGAAAGGGACUACAAUAUAGUGGCACAAGUAAUAAAUAUCGAAUCCACGGGUCUCUAGAGUUACUAUUACUUAGCUUCAGUUCAUUAUGUAGCAAACUAGAUUAAGGAUUGAUUUAUAAACUACUCUACUAAUUACAAGUUGGGAACUCACUUAGGUAUGAUUCCCCCUAGCUCCUCAAUUAGGUCCAAGUUGCAAUUACUUUUGGUUGGUCUAUUGUUGAUUAAACUGCGGAAGAUCCUAAAUUAGCUUGGAAUCUCUUAAGCUGACCAAGCCCUCUUAGACAGAAUACCCGGCAGGCGACUAGCCUUCACCGGGAUAGACUGCUAAGGCGAUUCACACAGAUCUCCACUACUAGAAUGAAUUCCAGUACAAAGCAGUGAAUUGGUUGACUCUCGCACAACCAAUUCACCACUAUCAAUCAAGGAAGCUCUCUUAACCUAAUCAGAUUCUAUCUAUCAUAGGUUAAAGCAGAAAUCAAGAGAAUUUGAUCAAGAUUCAAUUGACUCUAUAAAUCAUGCCUCAAUCGAUUAUAAUCAAACAACAUAGCAUCCAAAACUUCAUACAAGAAAGAUCCUAACACAUGGAACUAGGGUUCCUCAAAACCUAAGUGAAGGGAAGUUACUCCAUAGAGAAGAGAGAGACUGCAGAAAUCUGAUCUAGAUCUUCAAUCUCCAUCUCCAAGCUUGAUUCCCGAGCUCCAAUGGCGAAGAAAUCCUCCAAAAUAGCUCCAAGAAUGUUCCCAAGUCGCUCUCUCUCUCUCUAGGGUUCGUCCCUUGGGUGUUUGGGAACCAAAACCCAGCUCUCCCUCUCCUUUAGCUUGCAAUUGGGUUAAAACCCAGAAUUUCCCGACUCACACGGCCAGGCCACACGGCCAUGUGGCUUACCCAGCUGCCCGUGUGAGUGCCAAAACGCGGAGUUUCGAUUAAUGGGCAACCAGGCAAGCUACACGGGCAGGGGCCACACGGCCGUGUGGCUCCCCAGGAUGCCCGUGUGAGUGCUCGGUAAAUCCCACAUGGCCAGGUCACACGGCCGUGUGGGUUUUUAGGUGUGCCCGUGUGGCUUGCUCAGCCUUUGUUUAAUGCUUCGUUUCUCCCUCGUCUGGACUCCGAAUCAGUCGUCGUUUGAUCCCAGACGCUCGUAGUCUCGUCCUCUUUCUUUUCAUGACAAAAUUCCAUUAUUAUUUGUCCAUAAUAUAAGGUAGAAGUCCAUUAUUCCUCAGGUCAUGCUCGUGUUUCUUCUCCCGAAUUGCCAAAUGAUCUCCGAUUGACUUGAAACUUGUGCCUAUGCUUCAAUUCACAUGCUAGGACCUGAAAUGUGACAAAGGAACACAACCUAGCGUAAAAUAGUCCAAGAAAGCAGAAACUCAAGCCAAAAUGAUCAAGAAACGAGGGUGCAAACAUGUGCAAAUCCGAUGUUAUCACUCAUGUUGGUAACAUCCAAGUGAAAAUAAAGAAGUCCAAGUAGGUUUUGUGGCUAGUUAUUCCGUCCUGUUGUAUUAACUAGAGUAGAACAAAUAUUUGGCUUGGUUAGUUGGUUGACUUCUAUCUAGUAGCACUGCUUUUGGUUGCCAAACUUUGCUCCUCAUAGCUUUCCAAUUGAGGUAAAUUCCAUUAAGAAAGCACUUGAAAUAUAAUUUCUAGAAGAGAAGCAUGUCCAGUGGUUGCACUCUUCUACUCUACUAACCAUUUGAGUUGAAAUUAUCUUCCUGAGCAUAGUGUGGCUCUGUUUCUCACUUUCUGUUUGCUGCUAUCCAUUAAGCCAAGUUGCAAGUCCCAGUUUCCCUCUAAUUGAUAAAGGGAGUUGCUGUUGCAGCCCACAUAGUUGGAAUUACUUUGAAGAGUGCUUAUGACUCAUUUGUAAGUUGUGCUUUUGCAUGUUAGUGCUUAAUUAAGCUAGUAUAAUCCUGCUAGAUUUGACAUGGGUAAUAGACGGGAGUUACAGCAUAUUGCAAACAUAUACUACAAAUAUUGUGAGCUUGUAUAAAUGUUGGUCCCUAUGCUGGACAUUCCAUUUGUUAAUGUCCUAGACUAGAAGGAUAAUAUGCCUAGUCAUGGUUGACCUUCUGCCUCAAGUAAUGAUUGGUUGUGGCUAUUUUCUGCAAGUGAAAAUUACAAAUGGUUGCUUAUUAUGCUUGCGUAAGGAUUGGUAUGUGAUUCCCGAAGUGGAAACUAUGAGGUCAUAAAAGUUGUUUAUGCUUAGUCAUGGUUGCCUUUUGCCUCGAGUAAAGAUUGAUUGUGGCAAUUCUCGAAGUGAAAAUUAAGAGGUACUAGAGGGGAAUCUUGCUUAGUCAUGAUUGAUUCUUGCCUUAAGUAAAGAAUGAUGGAGGUAAUUCUAGAGUAAAACUUAUGGAAGUCCCAAGAUCUUGAUAACUCCUUGUUGACCUUUUGCACAAAAGAUCUUCUGUCCCUUUUGCAGUGUCUUAAAAGGUAACAUUGGUUGAUCCUGGUUGUCCAUCUACCUUGUGCAAAGAAUCCAGUUUGACCUAUUCUCCGUGUUAAUUGGAAGGUGCUAUGACAGCCAAGCUAUUGGUUAUCUUUUCUGCCCUAAAUAAGGUUUUUGGUUGUGGAUAUUUUCUGAAGGAAAAUUAAAAGGUCGCUGAACUAAUCGUGAUAUCUAUGACUGCUUAUCUGCUCUUCUAGUUUGGGAAAUUCCUUGAGUUUAAAAGCACAAGGUUCUAGAAAGGGACGUUGGCCCCAGAUGAUGACUCUCUUAAGCAGUAGCUAAGCCAAUUCACUCAGUUGCCCUUUUGAUUAUUUAAAAGUUGUGGUUCUGGCAAUAGAUUCUGUAAAGCUGAACUUAUGAGUUUCGGGAAGUGUGUUUUCCUUGGUCCAUAUUUCCCUUCUGCUAUCGCAACUCAAGAUUCUGUUGGUGGAAACUUUCAAAGUGAAAGUUGGUUGUUCUUGGAAUAUAUAUCAUGUCGAUAACUGCCAAACGAAAAUGAAAAAGUCAUAGGCAAAGCUAGGGUUAGUUCUUGUUGUACAGUUGUACUGCUGUAUUUUCGAUUGUUUUUCCUGGUUAAUUAGUUGAUUGCUAUCUUGGUAGCACUUGCAUUUAUACUCAUAUUUAGAAUCUUUCUGUGGUGUGCUCUUUUUACUAUUCUUUCGUACUUCUUCUCUUUAGAGUCCCUACUCUGAACAUUUCGCUAUUAAGGUUAUAGAUGUAGUUAUCCUUACACAUGCUUGUCUUCCUGCAUUUAGUAAAGAUUUGUUGUGAGUUUGUGACUAUACCGUGGUGAAAAUGAAGUGCCUAUAAGAGAAUUAUAUUUAGUCAUGGUUGUCUUUUCUGCCAUGGAGGAGUUUACUUUUUUUUUAUGACCUGCAUUAUACUAUUGGUUCUGAUGAUAAUGGUUGGAUUCUAGACCGUAUAAAGUUGCUUGUUGGAUAGAGAUUUUAUAUUGAUGUCUUGUAGGAUUCUGCUCACUUGUCUUUUGCAUUGGAGUAUACAUGAAAACUUUCUUUCAUGUUAAACAGCGUAUAAAAUAAUCAUAGCUUCAUUUUUGUCAGUUUAGUUGGUGAUCAUCAUAAGAUUGUGGUUAUCUUGAUUCAAUUGGAUAUUUGAAAGUGAACUUAUUAUGGUAUGAAUUUGUUGCCAAGUCUGAAACUAUACUACAUAGGGGCUUACUUUGUUACUUGCAUGGGUAUAUUGGUUGUGGAAAUCGGGGGCAUUGAUCGAGUUGGUAUAGUUUCAAUUUGAUAUGAUUAAUACACUGCUUCCGAGUCCUCUUGGAAUUGCAUAGAUCUUAUCUGAGAGAUCGGGUGUAAGUAUGCUAUGUUUACUGUAAUCACAUGCAGGGGAAAGUUGCAGAUGUUGAGCCUCUAAACUCUUAUAAUGGUACUCAUGAAAGCAAAAGGGUUUGUUUGAAUCUUAUAUGGUCACACUAGCAUGUUCUAUUUUUGCCUCUAUAUCAUUGGAUCCUUGCUUCCAUUAGUUGACCUUUCCAUGGAUAUGUCGGUUUGAUGAAGUUCAUAGUGUUGUGGGAUAUAUUUAACUGACUAAUUUGUGUUAGUUCUUACGGGGAAUUUAUUACUGAAACAAAAGGAGAGUGUGUGUCAUCAGCUGGUUACUUCUGAGCUUUGCAAUGUGAGAGGUAGAAACAAUUCAGAUGAAAAAUCAUCAUAUGUCUAAACAAUCUUAGAGAGUUCGAAGCAGGAUUGUAUCCAAAUUUCGGUGGCAAUUUGGUGCCAAGUCCAUAUGUCUAAAGCUUAUUAUGGUUGGUGAUGUGAUAUAGGGGAAAAGAGGAAAGCUAAGGCAAAAGGUUCUGUAUUUCGUAAUUCAUUGCGUUCACAUAAGCUUUUGGUUCCUCUACUCUACUUCCAUAUGUUGGUUCGUAUUCCCCUUGCCAAAAUAGAAUAUCACAGUGUGUCUGUAAGUUGAUCUUCUCUUGGAUGAAGUUGUACAGGUUGGGAUUAUAUUUGACCAUUUACAGAAGUAUGUUUGUCUAUUCGGUUGGUUGUUACAUGGUAGGUUCUCUUAUUCACAAUGAGUUGAAAAAUGAACACUGAUAGUUUAUUGUAUAUAGACUGUAGACCUUGGAAGGAGAAAGUUCGUAGAUGGCAUGCAGAGUCUGUGACAAUAUAUAUGGUCAUCAUCAUAUGUGAAAAGUGAAGAGGCAUGUUCUUUGUAGUUUGUUUUAUGGUUAAUAUGGAUCUGAAGAGAGGUUCCUACUUUACUAUUUAGAAAAUGAAUGAUUAAGUCACUCUCGAGCUUGUGGAAAUUUUUGUUGCACGAAUGGUGGGGCUGGUAAAGUUAGUGGUCCAAAUUCCAAAACUCUUGUGUUGUUGGUUUGCCUGGUUGCCCUUAGGGAUAUAACCGUGGAUAUUCGCUCGAAUCCAAUCUAAUCGGGUAGGGCAAAGUCGAAUGACUUUUAGUGGGUACGGGUGCGGGUAAUGGGUGGGCAUGGGUUUCUCAUUAUCCAACCCGAACCCGUCCGAUUAUACACAUUCAUAUAUAUUUUGUCUAGAAAUAAUCAUUAUUUUUCUCUAAUAUAUUUAAUAUUUAGCAUAUAAAAAUAGUAUUUUCAUGAAAUUGUAUUGUUUUAAUUAAUUUUCUUCAUUCUAGUGAAUUAUUGUUGUAUUUUUCCUCUUACGUAAUGUGAGAAUACGCGGGAAUGUUAACAUAUUGGUUAGAGUUAUGAAGAAAAAUUAUUACCUAUAGAUAACCGUGGAUACCCAAAACCCGAACGGGUAUGGACAUGGUUUUGAUUUCCUACCCGUUUCUUAUGUGGGUAUGAGUAUAGCUAAAACCCGAACUACUUUAAAUAAGGUAACGGAUAUGCACUAUCCGCACUCGACCCGACCAAUUGCCAUCCCUAAUUGCCCUUUCUGUUAUUUAUGAACAUCUUGGUUUGUUGCAUUUGAGACAAGUAAUGGCAGUGGGAGUCCUACUUUUAUGGUGUGGCUUGUGAAUACCAGAACUUCUCAUUCAUUUGCUUUCUAGGCCCAACGAGCCUGCCAGCGGUUUUAGCCCAAAGUGACAACAGUAAAAAACGCGCCUCAAUUUUGUACCGCCAAAAUCUAAUCCCCUCCUCUGACCUCUGCCCAUUCUCCAUUCCAAUGGCGGCCUCCAGUCCCAUGCACGGCCUUCCCUCACUCUCACUGCCGUCCCGCCUCGAAACCCCCGAUCCCGUGCUUUCAUCUCCUCCGUCUUCUUUCCCGAAUGCAAAAAGCCUUUUCAUAGCAAGGCGAAGAGCCAUCUUCCUCGGGUCCAGUGCAUUGGUGGCGGAUUUUUGGUUCGGCUCCCUCGGUUCCGCUUCAGUCUCCGCCGCCAUUGCUGGACAACUCCAAGCGGAAGAGCUCGAACAGGAAGAAGAUCGAACUGUCCGCCUAUUCGAGAUGACUUCGCCAUCAGUUGUUUCGAUCAAGGAUUUCGAAUUAGCCAAAACCCCCAGCAGCUCCACGAGCGUGGAGGAGGACGAUGAUGAUGCGAAACUUGAAGGGACUGGGUCCGGUUUCGUUUGGGAUACAUUUGGUCACAUUGUCACUAAUUACCAUGUUGUGGCUAAAUUGGCUACGGAUACAAGCGGAUUGCAGCGCUGUAAGAUAUUUCUGGUGGAUGGUCUUGGCAACAGCUUGACCAGAGAAGGGAAGAUUGUUGGGUUCGAUCCAGCAUACGAUCUUGCUGUUCUUAAGGUUGAUGUAGAGGGGUACGAACUGAAGCCAGCAGUUUUUGGUACCUCCAAGGACUUGCUAGUGGGACAGAGCUGUUUUGCUAUUGGCAAUCCUUAUGGAUAUGAGAACACUCUUACAACAGGGGUGGUCAGCGGGCUAGGAAGGGAAAUCCCAUCACCCAGUGGGAGAGCCAUCAAAGGGGCUAUUCAGACAGAUGCAGCCAUUAAUGCAGGGAAUUCAGGUGGACCAUUGGUUGAUUCACAUGGACAUGUCAUUGGAGUCAAUACAGCAACUUUCACUCGAAAAGGAUCUGGACAGUCAUCAGGGGUCAAUUUUGCGAUACCAAUAGACACAGUGGUCAGGAGCGUGCCAUACCUUAUCGUCUACGGAAUGCCUUACACCGAUAGGUUCUGACCAUUUGGUUGCAUCUUUUGAGAAGUGUUGCCUUCUACAAAGUUUGAGCACUGUGUAUCUGAUAGUAAUAUUCUCUUGUUUAUAAUGAUCAACAAUGCUGUUCCACCAUUUGCAAAUGCAUAAAUUAUGUUCUCCCGCUGUGCCAUGGUGGCAUUGUAAGAUCAGACUCCGGCAGGUGGCAGCAGUGCUUGCUCAUGAUUGCUCGUUAGAUAAAACGCUACGGGUACG